UUUAGCAAGUGCUAAUAUCCAUAGCUAAUCCCUAUCUAAUUUUGAGCUAGAGAAGUUCUUUCAUUAAAAGUUGCAGCCUACACAGAUAAUUGAUUUUAUUUUCUUUUUUUUUUCCCCUUUAAAUGGCAGCAUUUUGACUUUUCACCUACUAUUUCCAAAUGGGGUUUACUUUUUCUCAACUGGAUAAAAACAGAUACACUUUUUUGGUCAAAGAAGAAAGGCUGUGUAGAUAACAUAUUGUAGUUCUUGAAGAUAUAAAGAAGAGUGUCACAGCUAUUGAGAAAAGCGUGCUUAUUUUGAUCAUCAAAUGGCUGAAAUUAUUGGCCCUAGAUUGUACAGUUGCUGCAAUUGUAAGAAUGAAGUUGCACUACACGAUGACAUCAUUUCUAAGGCUUUUCAGGGAAGAAAUGGUCGUGCAUUUUUGUUUUCUCAUGCAAUGAACAUAGUCGUGGGGCCAAAAGAGGAUAGACAGCUAAUGACGGGCCUCCAUACAGUUGCUGAUGUCCAUUGCUGUGACUGUCGUGAGGUUCUUGGCUGGAAAUACGAACGAGCUUAUGAAGAGACGCAGAAGUACAAGGAAGGGAAAUUCGUGCUUGAGAAGUCAAAGAUUGUCAAGGAUAACUGGUAGUGCACCGUGAAGUCUGAAAGUGUGUGGAUGCUAAUACAUGUUAAUCUUGUUAAAUCAAUUCUCAUCAAUUCAAAAUGUCAAUUCAUUGCUCUGUAAAUUUCUUAUGUUUAUUGUCCAAUUGGAUUGAACAUCUUGAACAAUCUUGUAAAUAUUUUAUCUCCAAAAUCAUAAUUUGUUAAUAUCACAAAAUUAUAAUA
Molecule: messenger RNA, 825 nt
Organism: Nicotiana attenuata
Lineage: Eukaryota; Viridiplantae; Streptophyta; Magnoliopsida; Solanales; Solanaceae
Product: protein yippee-like At4g27745
Exons: 4
Coding region: 308-628 (106 amino acids)
Source: RefSeq, a predicted model, not a curated record